AUGAAGCGGACGUCGCAUCGACGUCAAACACGGUCGUGCAGGACAGUCGGGGCCGAGAUCUGCACGCCGGUCCUGCACGAAUCUGGCGUCGACCGGCCGCUCCGCUUUCUCGGCUCUGCCGUGCUGUUCCGCCACGUCGAUACGCCGGCGCCUUCUUCGGACACCAGUUGGCCCGACGGACACGGAGCGCUGACCAUCGACACGCACGUGCCUCCGUCAACCACGACUCAGGCCCAUUAUUCUUCCCGUCUGGUCGACCCAUUUCAACGGUUCCAGGGUACCCUGGUCUCGCUAAAAUAUGCGAGCAAUUCCGAGCCUACACGUAAUGCUGGUGGCCCUGCUGCCGUCGCUGAAAGGGAAUGGCCCUAG
Messenger RNA from Gaeumannomyces tritici R3-111a-1, 369 nucleotides. RefSeq lists its product as hypothetical. The transcript is spliced from 3 exons. The record is from RefSeq and is a predicted model, not a curated record. Bases 1 to 369 code for a protein of 122 amino acids. NCBI's taxonomy places the organism in Eukaryota, Fungi, Ascomycota, Sordariomycetes, Magnaporthales, Magnaporthaceae.